Messenger RNA from Oncorhynchus gorbuscha (pink salmon), 3644 nucleotides. RefSeq names its product circadian locomoter output cycles protein kaput-like. NCBI's taxonomy places the organism in Eukaryota, Metazoa, Chordata, Actinopteri, Salmoniformes, Salmonidae. Gene Ontology annotation, molecular function: DNA-binding transcription factor activity, RNA polymerase II-specific; E-box binding; protein dimerization activity. Bases 116 to 2671 code for a protein of 851 amino acids. Gene Ontology annotation, biological process: regulation of transcription by RNA polymerase II; circadian regulation of gene expression. The record is from RefSeq and is a predicted model, not a curated record. The transcript has 21 exons. Gene Ontology annotation, cellular component: cytoplasm; CLOCK-BMAL transcription complex; nucleus.
CUGAUCCUUCCAGGUCCUCUUCCAAAUGACUCCCUCAGGCCUGAAGACUGUUUCACUGCAGCCACAGGCCUGAAGACUGUUUCACUGCAGCCACAGGCCUGAACAACAGCCAGUCAUGACAUCAAGCAUAGGGGAUGAUUCUAGCAUCUUCGACGGGUCGAUGGAUGAAGAUGACAAGGACAAAGCAAAACGCGUGUCCCGUAACAAGUCGGAGAAGAAGAGACGAGACCAGUUCAAUGUCCUCAUCAAGGAGCUGGGCACCAUGUUGCCUGGCAUCACACGCAAGAUGGACAAGUCCACCAUCCUGCAGAAGAGCAUCGACUUCCUGUGUAAACACAACGAGAUCUCUGCUCAGUCUGAGUCCAGUGAGAUCAGACAGGACUGGAAACCUCCGUUCCUUAGCAACGAGGAGUUCACCCAGCUCAUGCUGGAGGCUCUGGAUGGAUUCUUCAUAGCGAUAAUGACAGAUGGGAACAUCAUCUACGUCUCUGAGAGCGUCACCUCCUUGCUGGAACACCUGCCGUCGGACCUGCAGGACCAGAACCUGUUAAACUUCCUCCCUCUGGAUGAACACUCAGAGGUGUACAAGGCUCUCUCCAAACACCCCUCCGACCCCGAGAGCCUCGGACCAGAGUACCUCAAGACGAAGAACCAGCUGGAGUUUUGUUGCCACGUGUUGAGGGGAACCAUCGACCCUAAAGAACCUGCCGUCUAUGAACACGUCAAAUUCAUCGGCAACUUCAAGUCGCUGAACGACGUCCCCAACACCACCAGGAAUGGUUUAGCAGGAGUGUUACAGAGAUCCCUACAACCUGCCUUUGAUGACCUGGUCUGCUUCGUAGCCACCGUCAGGCUGGCUAAACCACAGUUCAUCAAGGAGAUGUGUACAGUGGCGGAGCCCAAUGAAGAGUUCACCUCCCGACACAGUCUGGAGUGGAAGUUCUUAUUCCUAGACCACAGGGCUCCACCAAUCAUAGGCUACCUUCCAUUUGAGGUUCUGGGGACGUCGGGGUACGACUACUAUCAUGUAGACGACCUGGGAACACUGGCCAAGUGUCACGAACACUUGAUGCAGUAUGGCAAAGGGAAGUCGUGUUACUACAGGUUCCUGACCAAAGGUCAACAGUGGAUCUGGCUCCAGACUCGUCACUACAUCACCUAUCACCAGUGGAACUCCAGGCCUGAGUUCAUCGUCUGCACGCACACCGUGGUCAGCUACGCGGAGGUGAGGGCAGAGCAGCGUAGAGAGCUGGGUAUCAUUGAAGAGCCCCCCCCUGAGGUAACUGUGGACAAGCAGAGUCAAGACAGUGGAUCUGAGUCUCAGCUCAACACAGUUUCCAGCCUAAAAGAGGCCCUGGAACGCUUUGACCGUAGCCACACCCCCUCCUCCACCUCUCUGUCCUCACACAAGACCUCCUCACAGCUCUCAGACAACACCUGUACCUCAACAGCCUCCAAGCUCCACAUGGAUAUGGCCACGCCCCCUCAUCAGUCACAUGUCAUCUCGAUGGUGGAGGCAACAUCACAGAGACGCUCCUCCAUCAGCAGCCAGUCUAUGAGUUCUCAGACCACGGGACACAGUGUGGCUCCUGUCCAUCCUGUGAUACAACAACACCAUCAACAAGAGCCGGUGCUAGAGUUCUCAGCCCAGGUGAAUGCUAUGCAGCACCUAAAGGACCAGCUGGAGCAGAGGACCAGAAUGAUACAGGCCAACAUCCAGAGACAGCAGGAUGAACUCCGAGCCAUACAGGACCAACUACACAGAGUACAGCCCCCAGCCAUACAGGACCAACUACACAGAGUACAGCCCCCAGCCAUACAGAUGUUCGUGCAGAAGCCUGGCGGAGCUUUGAAUGUCCAGCUGCCUCAGGUGGGGGUGGUGCCACAGGGAGCAGUUUUGACCAAUCAGGUGCAGCAGACUGUCCUAAACCCCGCCCACACAGGAAGUCAGCUCACCAUUCAGCAGCAGCAGUCACCUCCUCCUCAACAGGACCUUCAACGACAGAAAAACAACUCCCACGCUCAGGUAUUCAGCCAAGCAGUGGUCCAGCAGCAGCGUCAACCACAACAACAGCAGCAGCAGCAACAACCUGUCUAUAACAUGAUCAUGUCCCAGCCCGGCCAGCCCAACCUACUACAGAUCAGUACCAGUCUACCACAGAACAACACACAACAGGCUGUAGCCACCUUCACACAAGACAACACUCAGAUACAGUUUCCGGCGGGCCAGCAGCUGGUGACUAAGUUAGUGACAGCUCCCAUGGCAUGUGGAGCGGUCAUGGUCCCGACCUCUGUGUUCAUGGGACAACCGGUCAUCGCUUACAACCCCUUCGGAGGGCAGCAGGGCGGUCAGACUCUUACCCUCCAGGCAGCCCAGUCCCAACAGAACCAGCCUGACAGCCAGACACAGACAGCUGUAGUGGCACAGAGUAACCAACAGGGGGCGCAGCAUCAGUUCGUACAGGGCACCCGUCUUCUCCACGGCAACCAGCAGCUGAUCCUCCAGGCAGCAUUCCCCAUGCAACAACAGCAACAGGCCUUCACCCAGGUAACACAACAACAACAGUCUCACAACCAGAGGCAUCAGCUGCAGCUGAAACCACAGCCGCAGAAACAACCCAAAGGCCCGCCUUCGCACAGGACUGACAGCUCCAGCAGCCAAGCACAGUAGGCCAGGCGUCCAAUCAGACUCUAUGACCUGAGGCUGAACCAAUCAGAGGUGUGGAGGGGUGUCCUGGAUUGUGUUGUGUGUUUUUCUAAUGGAACUACAGUGUUGGAGUCACCCAACCCCGCCCUCCUAUCGCCCCUACCAAUAUAGCUGCUGUGUUGACCCCCUCUAUCUUCCGCCAUAACAAACUGAAUUAUGGGUAACGGUGAGGGUGGCCAGCCCUUCGUCCUAGAAAGCUACUAACUGUGCAGGGUUUGGCUCCGGCUCUGCUCUAACACACCCAUUCAGUUGCUCACCAGGACCUUGAUGUUCACCUAGACUGAAUCAGGUGUGUUGGUUAGCGCAGGGCCGGAACUAAAGCCUGCAGUCAGGAGAUCUUCAGGAGGAGGUUUUGGCCCCACCUGGAUUUCACCUUCCCUAAGGAACUCCUCAUCACCGUGGUGACAAUAGUACGGAACCCUGUAUCCCGUAGCAACCAGGAGGAGGUUUUGGCCCCACCUGGAUUUCACCUUCCCUAAGGAACUCCUCAUCACCGUGGUGACAAUAGUACGGAACCCUGUAUCCCGUAGCAACCAGGAGGAGCGUUGUUUGUUCGUGCGUUUGGAGGAGAGACAGACUCGGUGUCCGUGGAAACCGAGUUUAGAACUCUUUGCGUUGCCACGGUAACGAGAGACUCCAAAAAAGGAACGUUGUGGUGAUGGACUGACUCUAUGGGUCUGUACAGUGCAGACGUGUGUAACAUUAAACUAAAUGUAAAUAUCCAUUAUAGCUACAAAGAAAAAAACAGAAAUGACUAUUUUAUAUGAUUGCAUGGGUAAAUAACUGUACGUUUUUAUGAGUAACUUUUGACAAAAUGACUUUAUUCAGCGUUUUCCUGGUCAGAUAUGAGGUAACAGACAUUCAGCUAGCAUGAAGAGCCACCUCUCUCUUCCCACCUAAAGGUCUUCGGCUCUGUUCCAACACUUUAGAAAAUGCA